AUGGCGAGCUUCAUGUCCAAUUUCUUCCAGGGCGGCAAGGACAAAGUGUCCGGAGACGACUCUCCCCGCCCCGUGACGCCAACGAAAAAGGUCAACAACAACAGUUUUAUCAAUCCGCCGAGCACGCCACAAGGCAGCCCUAGCAAGAAGACCGUUCCACCCGGUGCGCACGAUCUUCCGUCUGCCUUUGACAGCUCCAUGUCGCUCAAUUCGUCCGGCCUCGACGCGCCUGUAAAGCUUACUCGGCCGCAGAGCGUAGUCACCCCGCUCUCGCCUGGCAAAACAAACGCUCAACCCAUCGACGAGUCCAGCAUCAAUGUGGACGAGAGUGUCAUCCACAAGGUGACGACUUCAUCAGGCAGCCCGUUAAAGAAGCAAGGCCAGGAAAACACACCGCCUGUGUCUAGGUUGGCAAUGGUUGAUUCUCCCGCUCAGCACAGCCAUGCUGCCAAGUCCCGCCAGCAACUGUAUGAGACUAGGGAUCGACCAAUGACUUCAUACAAGAAGUUCAACACAUCAAGAGGCCUGACGGCUGAAGAGCGAGAGAUUUUGCAAAAGCCCGGUGUCAAGAGAUUGGUUAAUGUUACCCAACUAUACUUCCUCGAUUAUUACUUUGAUCUUCUCACCUACGUUGGCUCGAGGCAGAAUCGAUUGGCUGCUUUCAAGGCCGAAUAUCCCGAGCCCCCCGAGACCGACGAGCAGACUCAUAGCCAAUUGUGGACUAAAUACACGGGACGCGAGCGAGCCAACCUUCGCAAGCGACGCGUGAGACUUCGCCACGGCGACUUCCAGAUCUUGACACAAGUCGGUCAGGGUGGCUAUGGUCAAGUCUUCCUUGCUCAAAAGAAGGACACCCGUGAGGUGUGCGCUCUCAAGGUCAUGAGCAAGAAGCUCCUCUUCAAGCUCGACGAGGUCCGCCAUGUCCUUACCGAAAGAGACAUUCUCACCACCGCCCAGAGCGAAUGGUUGGUUCGUCUGCUAUAUUCAUUCCAAGACGACAAGAGUAUCUAUCUUGCCAUGGAGUACGUGCCUGGCGGUGAUUUCCGCACCUUGCUUAACAACACGGGUGUCUUGUCCAAUCGACACGCACGAUUCUACAUUGCUGAGAUGUUUUGUGCGGUUAAUGCCCUCCACGAACUUGGCUAUAUUCACCGAGAUCUGAAGCCAGAAAACUUCCUGGUAGAUUCAACUGGCCACGUUAAGCUGACCGAUUUCGGCCUGGCCGCGGGCGUCCUGGCACCCUCAAGAAUCGAGUCUAUGCGAAUCAAGCUGGAGGAGGCUUCAGAAACGUCUGUACCCUUUGGAAAGCCUAUGGAUCAGCGAACGGUGGCAGAGCGUCGUGAAAGUUACCGUAACAUGCGACAGAAUGACGUCAAUUAUGCAAAAUCUAUUGUUGGAUCCCCCGAUUACAUGGCGCCCGAAGUCCUUCGAGGCGAGGAAUACGACUACACAGUAGAUUACUGGAGUUUGGGCUGCAUGCUCUUUGAGGCUCUGACUGGCUUCCCCCCAUUUGCCGGAGCUGUACCGGACGAGACGUGGCGAAACUUGAAGCAUUGGAAGGAGGUGUUGAAGAGACCAGUCUGGGAAGACCCCAACUACUUCCUCAGCAACCGCACCUGGAACUUUAUUACAACUUGCAUCAACUCUCGUACUCGUCGGUUCUCGAAUAUUCAGGAUAUCUAUAACCACCAGUACUUUGCUGAAGUUGACUGGGCAACCCUGAGACAGACCAGGGCCCCCUUCGUCCCGGAGCUGGACUCGGAGACGGAUGCUGGCUAUUUUGACGACUUCAGCAACGAAUCAGACAUGGCCAAAUACAAGGAAGUGCAUGAAAAGCAACAGGCCCUGGAACAAAUGGCUGAGCGUGACGACGAAAUGAGCAAGAGCCUCUUUGUUGGAUUUACCUUCAGACAUCGCAAACCCGCCAAUGAGGAUGGUGGCAGUCCACGGAAGCGCAUUCCCAUCUCAGACAACGAGACAUUUGGGACCAUGCUCUAG
This is a messenger RNA of Metarhizium brunneum ARSEF 3297, 1998 nucleotides long. RefSeq names its product Serine/threonine-protein kinase sid2 (gene sid2). NCBI's taxonomy places the organism in Eukaryota, Fungi, Ascomycota, Sordariomycetes, Hypocreales, Clavicipitaceae. Gene Ontology annotation, cellular component: spindle pole body. Gene Ontology annotation, molecular function: ATP binding; protein serine/threonine kinase activity. Gene Ontology annotation, biological process: intracellular signal transduction; peptidyl-serine phosphorylation. The record is from RefSeq and is a predicted model, not a curated record.